CAGGAUUGGAAGUAAUUAAGAAUGUCCCUACCGAGUCGACAGACAGCUAUUGUUAACCCUCCACCACCAGAGUAUAUAAAUACUAAGAAAAAUGGGCGAUUGACAAAUCAGCUGCAGUAUCUACAAAAGGUUGUCUUGAAGGCUUUAUGGAAGCAUAGUUUCUCCUGGCCUUUUCAGCAGCCAGUGGAUGCUGUUAAGCUAAAGUUGCCUGAUUAUUAUACCAUUAUAAAAAACCCAAUGGAUCUAAAUACAAUUAAGAAGCGUUUGGAGCAUAAAUAUUAUGUGAAGGCUUCAGAAUGUAUAGAAGACUUCAAUAUGAUGUUCUCAAAUUGUUAUUUAUACAACAAGCCUGGAGAUGACAUUGUUCUUAUGGCACAAGCACUAGAAAAGUUAUUUAGGCAGAAAUUAUCCCAAAUGCCACAAGAAGAACAAGUUGUGGGUGGUAAGGAAAGAAUAAAGAAAGGUAUUCAGCAAAAUGUAGCAAUUUCUUCUGCUAAGGAAAAACAGUCACCCAGAGUACCAGAAAAAGUAUUUAAGCACCAGGUGAUUCCUCCUGUAUUUCCUGAGACAUCUAUCUCUCCUUUAAACAUGACACAAGGAACUCCUCUUAAUUCUACUUCACAAACAGUGACACAAGCUUCAAGGGGUGUGAAAAGGAAAGCAGAUACAACUACUCCUACAACUUCAGUAGUUACAGCAAGUAGUGAAUCUUCGCCGAUAUUUUCAGAAAAAAAAUCAGUGAAAAUGCCACCUAUAAAAGAAAAUGUGCUGAAGAAUGUUUUGCCAGAUUCUCAACAGCAAUAUAAUGUAAAGAGUGUUGAAGUAACGGAACAAUUAAGGCACUGUAGUGAGAUUCUUAAAGAAUUGCUUGCGAAGAAGCACUUGUCAUAUGCAUGGCCCUUCUAUAAUCCCGUUGAUGUGAAUGCUUUGGGACUCCAUAACUACUAUGAUGUUGUGAAAAAUCCAAUGGACCUUGGGACUAUCAAGGGAAAAAUGGACAACCAAGAAUAUAAAGAUGCAUACGAAUUUGCUGCAGAUGUUAGAUUGAUGUUCAUGAACUGCUACAAAUACAAUCCUCCAGAUCAUGAAGUAGUCACCAUGGCAAGAAUGCUCCAGGAUGUUUUUGAGAUGCAUUUUGCAAAAAUUCCAGAUGAACCUGAUGAAAGUAUGCCUGUGUAUUGCACCAAAACAGACACCACCAAACCUUUAGAUAGAGAAAGCAGUAGUGAAGCUUCCUCUGAAGACAAUUCUUCCGGGGAUUCUGAAGAUGAACGUGUUCAGCGUCUUACAAAGCUUCAAGAACAGCUUAAAGCUGUUCAUCAACAACUACAAGUUCUGUCCCAGGUACCUUUCCGUAAGUUAAAGAAAAAAAAUGAGAAGUCUAAAAGGGAAAAGAAAAAAGAAAAGGUUAAUAACAGAGAUGAAAAUCCAAGGAAAAAGUUUAAGCAAAUGAAAUUAAAGGAAAAGCCCAAGGGCAAGCAGCCAAAGAAGAGAAAGCAACAGGUCACUGCUCUGAAACCUGAAGAUAAUGAAGAUAAUGCUAAACCUAUGAACUAUGAUGAGAAAAGGCAGUUAAGUUUGGAUAUUAACAAACUCCCUGGAGAUAAACUUGGGAGAGUUGUUCACAUAAUACAAUCAAGAGAGCCUUCUCUGAGAAAUUCCAAUCCUGACGAGAUAGAGAUAGACUUUGAAACCCUGAAAGCAUCAACACUGAGAGAACUUGAAAAAUAUGUGGCUGCAUGUCUAAGAAAAAGACCACUAAAACCCCAUGCAAAGAAAGUAGUGAAAUCCAAAGAAGAGCUACAUUUGCUGAAAAAACAGGAGUUGGAAAAGCGCUUACUGGAUGUCAAUAAUCAGUUAAAUUCUAGAAAACGUCAAACAAAAUGUGAGAAAACUCAACCACCCAAGACCAUGGCCGUGGCAAGUGGUUCCCGACUGAGUGAGAGCAGCAGCAGCAGCAGCAGCAGCAGCAGCAGCAGCAGCAGCUCAGACUCUGAGAGCAGCAGCAGUGAUUCGAGUUCCUCCGACAGCAGUGAUUCUGAAUCAGAAGUGUUUCCUAAAUUUACUGGAGUAAAACAGAAUGAUUCUCCUAAAGAGAAUAUAAAGAUACAAUCUUCUAUACAAGAUACAAGUACUGUGAAAACUACCCUUAUAUAUCAGACUGCACAUUUAUGUGGGGAACCACCAAAUCACCUUCAGCUAGCAUGUAAUCAAGAAUCUGAACAUUUGCAAAAUGUGAAAAACAUAACACCUUUACAAAGUCUGCCUCCUUCAGGUGAUUCUGGACAACAUUUGAAUAACCAAACUGUGACACAAUCAUCUUGUGACAAUGAUACAAUGGUGCUAGAAUCUGAACGUCAAGCUCCUGUGCAGAAAGAUAUAAAGAUCAAGAAUGCAGAAUCCUGGAAAAGUUUAGGCAAGCCGGUCAAAACACCAGGUGUAUUAAAAUCCUCAGAUGAGCUCUUCAACCAAUUUAGAAAGGCAGCAAUAGAGAAGGAAGUAAAAGCUCGAACACAGGAACUAAUACGGAAACACCUGGAACAGAAUACUAAGGAACCAAAAGUAUUUCAAGAAAACCAGAGGGAACCUGGCUUCACUCUAGAAUCAUUUUCAAAUAAAAUGCAAAAUAAGUGCCUUGGAGAAGAGCAGAAAGAGCAUCAGCAGUCAUUGGAAACUCAAGAUAAAUGCAAACUGUGGCUUCUCAAAGACCGUAAUUUAGCAAGGGAGAAAGAGCAAGAGCGGAGGAGGAGAGAAGCAAUGGCGGGUACCAUUGAUAUGACUCUUCAAAGCGACAUUAUGACUAUGUUUGAAAACAACUUUGAUUAA
Molecule: messenger RNA, 2826 nt
Organism: Condylura cristata (star-nosed mole)
Lineage: Eukaryota; Metazoa; Chordata; Mammalia; Eulipotyphla; Talpidae
Gene: BRDT
Product: bromodomain, testis-specific
Exons: 17
Coding region: 22-2826 (934 amino acids)
Biological process (GO): chromatin remodeling; positive regulation of transcription elongation by RNA polymerase II
Cellular component (GO): chromatin; nucleus
Source: RefSeq, a predicted model, not a curated record